Messenger RNA from Podarcis lilfordi (Lilford's wall lizard), 3167 nucleotides. The record is from the annotation of a GenBank genome assembly. Lineage: Eukaryota; Metazoa; Chordata; Lepidosauria; Squamata; Lacertidae.
AUGGGUGCAGCUUCUCCAAGCUGCUGCUGCCAAGUGGGACAAGGAGGGGUGCAGGUCUCCCCCAAAUUCCAGUUCCCCCGAGAUUUCCAGAGGCAGCCCCUGCCCUCCCUGGGUCUACCUACUGACAGCUGUGCUCCUCUUGUUUGGCAGCCCGGGCUCUGCUGAGCACAGCUGGAGGAUUCUCCGGCCAGGAGCGCCAGUCCAUCUGGCCUCACCUACGCCGUGGCUGCUUCGCAGGUGGUGGGCCUGGCUGUGAUCACCCUGACGGGGGCCUGGAUGGGCCAAUACCGGGCGGCAUUGCCUGGGAUGGAUCCAAGCUGCAGUUCAAUGCCCACCCACUGUGCAUGGUGAUUGGGAUGGUCUUCCUCCAAGGAGACGGUAAGGAAGUGGUGGGAGGGGGGCCUUUUGAGAACUGUCUUCCAAGGGAGACAACUGGGAGCUGCUUAUUUCAAACCCCUCCCCGUGCUGGAGCUGCAUUCACAAUUUAGGAGAGGGGGCAGAGCAGGAUGUGGCCCCCACAAGGGUUCACAAACUGUCUCUGCACAUGGUCACAUGAUUAAGGCAGAUGCUCCACUAGAUUAUCUUCCACUCUGUUAUUCAAAUCCCAGGCUUUUGAGAGACCCUCAAACCUUUUCAAUUAUUUGUUUGUUUGUUUUUAAAAAAUAUAUUUAUGAAUUUAUAAGUGUACAAAAUACAGCACUGAAGAACGCUACUUGUGGGGUCUGAGCGGAGCAGUUCCUGGCCAGGGGAGCAAGAGCCAAGCCCCCCUCUCAGCCAGCCCCACACCUCAUUGCCCCUCUCCCCUCCCUCUUCUCCUCUUGCAGCCCUCCUGGUAUAUCGGGUCUUCCGGCAUGAGAGCAAGCGCUCUACCAAAAUCCUCCACGGGCUGCUCCACGCCCUGGCGCUGGUCAUUGCACUGGUUGGUGAGUCCGGGGGGGGGGGCAGCUGGAAUAAUCUGCCCCAUUUGCUUGAGCCUCAGCCUCCUGCCUGCCUUCUCAGAAGCCCCUCUGAGGGGCACCAGGCUCAAGGGGGUGGUCAGAGGCUUCCCUGAGUCUCAGGGUCAACCCACAGCUCCUCUGAGUUCUCCAAUAAGCUGGAGGAAGCGGGCGUGUUUUGGGCCUCCUCUCCCAUAAAAACAUAAGGCUGGGGUGGACGAGGCCGUGGGUGGCUUACUGCGUUCCUCACAUAUGUGGAUUGGGAUACAACUAGCAGGGCUCCCCCAGACAGACAGACAGUCUCCACCACCUGCCAUUUCCACCCAUGUGCUUCUUCCCAGGCACGUUGGACCUGCUCAUCUCCCCAUCCCUCGUCCCUCAUGUUAAGUGGGGUCCCACUCUGGUGCAGUUUUGCCUGAGGGUUGGGAUGGUGGGGAAAGGCAGGGGGUCACCUGAGGUCUCUCCCUCCCUCCAGGUCUGAUAGCCGUGUUCCAGUUCCACAAGAAGCAGAGCAUCCCGGACAUGUACAGCCUGCACAGCUGGUGUGGCAUCCUGGCCUUUGGCUUCUACUUUGUGCAGGUGAGGCAAAAGCAGAGCGGGAGGAAGAAAGGGGGCUGGUGUCUGCCUGGCCUCCUUCCAAAGCAGGUCUGUGCCCCAGAGAGCAGAGAGGGAGAAAUGCACAAGGGGCAGGAAAGCAGAGCAAGAGAAAGGAAGAAACUCUGGCUGCUGAUUCCCCUGUUGAAACGGCAUCUGGUGCUGGGGCUCCCCAGAUUCCUCAGCAACCUUGGAGGGGCUUGAGCUGUCCAGGGGUCUGUCUGGACACAAGCAAUUAGAGGAAGGACACCCUUGAGCCACAUCCUUGCUGGACGCUGCAGCCUGACAGCUUCAGAGCUUCCAGCAGCCACCCACAUCCUUCUCAGGGGGGCCUUUGAUUCCAGGCGCUGGGUGGGGAUCUCUGGGAGGGCUCCAUCUGCACUGCAGAAACAACACGGGGCUCUUGACACUGUCUGCCUGGGGAGCUUGGUCUUGGCUCCCAGGAGCCUCAUCUUUUCCCAAAGCACAGCUGAUCUGCAUUGCUGGGAGCCCUUCCUGCGCCCCCCUUCCUCCUGGGGGGGGGGUCACUUGCAGUGGCACCUCAUAAAAUCUUAAGAGUUGGAAGGCACCCCCCAGGGUCAUCCAGUCCAACCCCCUGCAAUGCAGGAAUCUCAGCUGAAGCAUCCAUGACAGAGGGCCCUCCAGCCUCUGCUUAAAACCUCCAAGGAAAGAGGCUGCCGCUCUGAAUUGCCUUUGAGCCAGCCCUUGUGCCCCCCCUCAGUCGUGGCUUCAUGGGAUCAGAAGGAGGCCAUGGGGGUGGAUUAUUGGAAGGAGACCUUUCGCCCCUCAUCCUGGGGCACCACCCGCCUCUCACCAGAACUUAAAGGCGGUGGCGGCAAGGGAGUUUACAGUGUUUGAGGGCUGGCUCCUCUUUGCCUCCUGAUUGUUUAGUCAAUUCUGGGGGUGGGAUGGGCUCCAUGGGAGGUGGGCUGCUGUCUCCUGACUUUGGGGCACUGCCUCCCCUUCUUCCUUAGUGGCUGCUGGGCUGGAGCUUCUUCCUCUUCCCCGGAGCCUCCUUUUCGCUCCGCAGCAGAUACAAACCGCAGCAUGUCUUCUUUGGGGCUGCCCUCCUCAUCCUUUCCGUCGCCACUGCCCUGCUGGGAUCUUGGAGGUGCUGCUCUUCAACAUCAAGUGAGUGGCCCCCACUUUGUGGAAGUCUUUCUGUUUUAACUUACAACCUGAUGGCUCUGUCUCUGCUCGGCUUCCUUCUGAUAAAUCCAGAAUUCUGGGCUGCAAAGUGAGGGAUGGAGCAGAAAUGACUGCCUGGGAGGGUGUUCGUAAACAGCUUUUGCAGUUUACUUGGCUAAUAUAUUCUCAAAUCAACAUCCUGCAAAAUGGCAGCAGUGCUGGGCUUGGAACUGAGUGCUGUGUCCAUUGCCUCCUCUGGCCUGGAAGGCAGAAUGAGAUUCUGAACAUGUCUGGUCAGCAGACGAGUUGCCCAAAGCCUUGAGCUGCCUUUUUCUUAAAUGAAUUAGAAAUUGGGGGUGGGGUGGGGUGGAGAUAAAGUGCUUGUGCUAAUGUCAACCUUUCUGUUCUUGCUCAGGGAGACUUACAGCUCCUUUGCCCCAGAGGGAGUCCUUGCCAACACUUUGGGCCUCCUGCUGGUGGCUUUUGGGGCCAUUGUGGGCUACAUUUUGA